CGUGACAAUAGUAAAUAAAUACCGCGUGUAUUUGUAUUGCCAACAUAGUUGAACUUUUAAUAAUAAAAUAUUUUUGGGAAAAUAGUUUAACAAUUAACUGUGAUGGCUUCCAAAUCUGCUUCUUGGCAUUCGCUUGAUCCGCCAUUGAACAAGAUUAUCCUAUCUGUCAUCGAAAAUGAAUUCAAAUUCGAGAAAAUGACUCCGGUUCAGAAAGCAUCGAUUCCGUUGUUAAUGUCGUAUAAAGAUGUAGCUGCCGAAGCAGUAACUGGAUCCGGCAAGACAUUAGCAUUUGUGGUUCCAAUAUUGGAAUUGUUACUACGACGAUCAAAUCAAGAAAAGUGGAAAUCAAAUGAAGUUGGAGCGAUCAUAAUUUCACCCACACGUGAAUUAGCUGCUCAAACAAAUGUUGUAUUAAAAUCAUUUGCAAAAGCGCUCAACUUUUCGCAUCGUUUAUUAAUCGGUGGUAGUGAUGGAGCCAGUGCCGAACAAGAUACAAAAGCAUUAAAAGCGAAUGGUGCACAAAUAAUAAUUGCAACACCCGGUCGACUACUCGAGCUAUUUGAACGAAAAUGUAACUUAAAUUUAUGCGGAAGAUGCAAAAGCUUAGAAAUCUUAGUUCUCGAUGAAGCCGACAGUUUGCUGCAAUACUCAACAAAAAUCAAUACAAUUCUAAAAUAUUUGCCAACGCAAAGGCGAACCGCUCUAUUCUCGGCAACACAGAAAAAAGAAAUCCAGGAUUUAAUUCGUGCUGGUCUACGGAAUCCGGUAUUGGUUCGAAUUCGAGAGAAGGCCACCACAAGUACACCAGUUCGAUUGCAAAAUUACUAUAUGGUCGUUGAGCCGGAAUUAAAAUUGGCCAGUUUAUUAGAUUUUAUCGAGAGAAAACAUAUUGAGAAAGCGUUAAUAUUUUUUCCAACAUGCGCUUGUGUCGAAUAUUGGAAUGAAGUGUUGCCGGCUUUGUUGCCAAAAACAAAGUGUUUGGCUUUACAUGGAAAAAUGAAAGGUGGCCGAUUUAAGGUGCUUGAACAAUUUAAGAAAGAAACAAAUGCCAUUUUAUUAUGUACCGAUGUGUUGGCCCGAGGUGUCGAUAUUCCGGAAAUGAAUUGGGUAUUACAAUGGGAACCACCAUCGAAUGCGGCCGCAUUUGUACAUCGAGUCGGUCGAACGGCACGUCAAGGGCAACAUGGAAAUGCGCUUAUAUUAAUUCAAUCAUGUGAAGAUGCUUAUGUUGACUUUUUAAGUCGAAAUCAAAAUGUGUCGUUAACAAAAGUCACGGAUAUUGCACCACAUGAACAUCUCAUUGAAAUGGCAGAGAAAUGCCGUGACACCAUUCAUCGCAUCCAAUUAGAAAAUCGUUCAAUUUAUGAUAAAUCAAAUCGUGCCUUUGUAUCACAUAUACAAGCCUACUCGAAGCACGAAUGCAAUUUUCUAUUGCGUGUGAAUGAUUUGAGUUUAGGAAAAAUUGCAUCUUCGUAUGGUCUAUUAAAAAUGCCGAUAAUGCCUGAGCUCAAACAAAAGUCCAAAGAUGGGAAAGUUGUAGCUUGUGAUUUUAUUGCGCCAAAAAUGCAGUUUGACAUCAAUCAAAUUCGGUAUAAAAAUAAGCAGCAAGAAGAAGCAAGACAAAAGAAAUUGAGUAUUUUGCUUGAAACUGGCAAAUGGCCCAAAGGUAAAAAUGAGAAAAUAUUUAAAAAAUCAACCGAAGCCUGGUCGCAAUCAAAACAACGUAAAGCCGAACAAAAGGCCAAUAAAAAGACACGAAAAGAGAAAAAGGUGUUGAAAUUGAGUUCGGGAACGGCUGUGAAACGGAAGCGUGGUGGAUUUACUGAAGACGAUAUCGCCGAAUUGGCCAACGACAUUAAAAUGUUUAAGAAGCUAAAGAAAAAUAAAAUUACUGAUCAAGACUUUGACCAACAAAUGGGCAUUGAAAGUUAGAAAUACAUAGUAUAUCCAUUGUAAAUUAAAAAUAAAUAAUUACCAAUUGAAUAA
Messenger RNA from Contarinia nasturtii (swede midge), 1986 nucleotides. Its product is annotated as probable ATP-dependent RNA helicase DDX55 homolog. The transcript is spliced from 4 exons. The record is from RefSeq and is a predicted model, not a curated record. Gene Ontology annotation, cellular component: nucleolus. NCBI's taxonomy places the organism in Eukaryota, Metazoa, Arthropoda, Insecta, Diptera, Cecidomyiidae. Gene Ontology annotation, molecular function: nucleic acid binding; ATP binding. Bases 103 to 1932 code for a protein of 609 amino acids.